Molecule: messenger RNA, 899 nt
Organism: Jaminaea rosea
Lineage: Eukaryota; Fungi; Basidiomycota; Exobasidiomycetes; Microstromatales
Exons: 2
Coding region: 169-831 (220 amino acids)
Source: RefSeq, a predicted model, not a curated record
AAGAUCCCUCCCCUCGCCUCGUCGUCUCCUCCUUUCACCAUCACUCAACGACUCUCAAGCUUCUUUCUUCUACCACUUCAACUCUCAAGUCUCGGGCUGGCUCCUUGACUUUUUCUUCGUAUUAUCUCAAAGUUUCCUUUUGCCUCGCACCUCUUCUUCCACACCAACAUGUUCUCCAUCAAGACCUCUGUCUUCCUCGGCCUCUUUGCCGCCUUUGCUGCCGUCAACGCAGCCCCCGCUGCCAACGCGGACCAUUCGUACGCGAUUCAGUACGACCGCCGCACUGGCCAACCCGUGCCCAACUCCCGUCGUGACGGGCCUAGCACGACCGACCUGCUCAACAGCUGCCCUGGCUCUUCCAAGAAGUCUUCCGUCCAGGGAGCCGACAACUGCAAGUGGUCUAGCGACGGCAACGCCGGCUCUCAGUACACGAAGACCAAGGUCAUUGGCGAGCCCAUCGAGAACUGCGGCAACCUCAAGACGAACGUCACGCACACCUUCUCCGAGUCGACGACCUUCACGAGCACCUUCUCCCUCACGGAGACGUCUGAGGUCGACUUCCCCGGUAUCUCUGCCUCGCUCACCUCGGGCAUCAGCCACACGACGACCGAGGCCCAUGGCAACGACUUCAGCAUGGACGUGCCCCCUGGCCAGCACGGCCAAUUUACGGCCGUUCAAUACUACCAACCCCAGAACGGACACGUGUUCAUCAACUAUGGUGACAAGGUAGACGGUCACUAUUACUGGACGGUGUAUAACGUUCACCUCGAUGCUCCUAGCGGAGAGCCCGUGACUCAACCAGAGUAUAAAGGAUGCGGCGAGGCACUCUAGAGGGCGAAAAUGUGGGCUGCAAUGGGUGUGGCCUUGACUCACACUGAUGGCAUGAAUGGUGACGGUGG